This is a messenger RNA of Kazachstania africana CBS 2517, 1806 nucleotides long. RefSeq names its product LIM domain-containing protein. The record is from RefSeq and is a predicted model, not a curated record. Lineage: Eukaryota; Fungi; Ascomycota; Saccharomycetes; Saccharomycetales; Saccharomycetaceae. The transcript has a single exon. Bases 1 to 1806 code for a protein of 601 amino acids.
AUGCCAGUUUAUGGAUCACCAUUUCCUAAAUUGAAGUCAGAAGUGCGUUACAAGACUGUCUUCGAGAGAGCUGGUUUUGAUGUCAACUAUGAGCCACCUUCGACACAGUUGAAGAAAAAUAAACUAAAUAUCGCUUCUAUUCACUAUGAUGCUCUCUUAAAAUCAACAAAAAACAAAAUAAGAAUCAAGUCACAGGGAAACCCAAAUGAAUUUACUUUUGAAACGGAUAUCAACCCACUAGAAAAAAGUUUUCUUAGGUUAACUCAACAAGAUGAAGCUGAAACACCUUCCGUCAAGUCAAGUGUCUUAGAAACAGAGAUUUUCAACUUCGAAGAAUCGCCAAAUACAUAUUCUGAAAAUACUACCCCAAUUUUUGAUUCAAAUGAAUUUAGUAAGGAUCUUGAUACACCACAGAAUGAUGAUAUACUUGCAUUUGAAAAGUACAACACAUUUCAGAACUCUAAGUUUGAACAACUCACAGAAGAAGACACCAAAUCUAUCAAAAAUGAUGCUUGUUCUCUUGCAAACGAAUUCACUUUCGAGGCGCAGACCAUAGAAUCAAAAGCACUUUCAUCGGAUCAGGUUCGUUCGCUUGGGCCUCAUGAUAUGGAAGAGACCUCAGUAUCUGAUAAUUUUGAAGUGCAACCAAUUUCAGACAGUCCUGAAUCGUUUAUAGAUAACACCUUUUCUUCGACCAUUUAUUUUGAUGCCAAUGGAUCUAAGAGUAGACAUUCAAGUGUUGUUCUAUCCAAAGAACAAUCAUUGGACGACGAAGAUGUUCUACAGGGAGUUGAAGAUGAAAAGGAUAAUGUUAGUUUAGUUUCCAGUAAAACCGUUGAUGAAAAAGAGGCAUUGGGACAAAGUACUGAUGAAAUGGAAAGUAUAAGUCUGACAAGCACUGCCUCUGUUGACGAUAAAACAAUAACGGAAGCUAACGUUUCCAGUCAAUCAUACCAGGAUAUUGAGACGCAUUCUGAUAACUUUAUCAGUGAAGAUACCGAAGAAACCAGAGUUGAAUCUGUUUUAAUAGAAAAGGAAGAAAAAUAUGAAGAGGUACCAACUGCCACAAGCAUACAAUUGCAUAAGUUACUAGAGCAAUUAGAAGAUACGAAACAGUCUAAAAGACAGGAAUUGUUAAAAUUAUCAUCUGGACAUAUGAUUGCUGAAAAAGCAGACGCCACUCAGGACGUUGAACCUCUCGAAAGCAAAGAAUUUACUUCAUUCAAAAAAUCUAGUUGCUAUCUCUCAGGGAUGCCAGAAGAACUGUUUGCCCCUCAAAAUGAGGAAAUUAUCGAAGAACCUGCAUUAAAAUACGAAACUGGGGAGGGGCCUUGUCGAAACUGUCAUCAACCAAUAAUUCCAUCAAUCAAAAUUAAGGAAGAAAAGCCAGUGAGUGCCAGUGAACUAUCCGGGCAAUGGCAUCGUAAAUGCUUCCAUUGUGUCGAGGUUGGCUGUAAUGUUCAAUUCAAUAAAAAUGUUUCAUGUUACAUUAUAGACGAUCUUCCAUAUUGUCAGUACCACUAUCACAAGAAAAACGGAUCAAUUUGUAAAAUGUGCACAAAUGGCAUUGAAGGAGAAUGUCUUGAAAAUGAUAAAUUCGAAAGAUUCCAUACACACUGUCUCACAUGUUUUGUUUGUCGUGAAACUAUUUCCAACGAUUAUUUCAUAUUUAAUGGUAAUAUACCAUUUUGCGAUAAGCAUGAUGUUAAUGCAUUAGUUGAACACGGGAUUAUUGAAUUUGAUACUACUAGCGAUCACCAAGAAAAUAAAAUUCAUAGAAGGAGAACAAGAAUAAUCGGCUAUUAA